Molecule: messenger RNA, 7087 nt
Organism: Loxodonta africana (African savanna elephant)
Lineage: Eukaryota; Metazoa; Chordata; Mammalia; Proboscidea; Elephantidae
Gene: AP1G1
Product: adaptor related protein complex 1 subunit gamma 1
Exons: 25
Coding region: 552-3035 (827 amino acids)
Biological process (GO): Golgi to vacuole transport; intracellular protein transport
Cellular component (GO): membrane coat; Golgi apparatus; AP-1 adaptor complex
Molecular function (GO): clathrin-cargo adaptor activity
Source: RefSeq, a predicted model, not a curated record
GCGUCUCGCGUCAUCAGUGACAGCCCCGAACCUUGCUACGCUUCGCGUCGCUCGGCCAGGGGCAGUCGCUUCCUCCGUGGCAAAUAGUCCUCGGCGACGUCUAGAUUCUUGGAUAAUAGCAGAAGAGAGGCGCAAAAGGUUGCAGUUAGAGGGUGCGGAAUCGAUAAGGAGAGGAGGAUAGGAACCCGAAGUUUAUGCAAUAGUGUGUGAAGUUAGUUAAAACUCCGUCCCUCCUAAGGAUCCCUCCGCCUGCGGUAGCGGUGGUGAGGCGAGGGAGCCGCCAUUUUGGAUGUUCGGUUCCUGCUGCCACUGCUGCCGCCGCCCCCGGAGCUGCUGGUUUCAUUCGAGGUUUCGGGCCGAUGAGAAAACUGAAGCUCUGAGAGGUUAAGUCAUUUACUCAAGGACUCACAGCUACUAAGUGGUGGAGCUGGGAUUCAAAUCCAGGAGUAUGUACUUGAAAGACUUAAGAACUUCGAUUUAUCCUUUCAUUUUUGACUUGCCAUUCAAAACAUUCCUUCAAAAUAUGAAACCAUAAUCUCCAAGACUGAUUAAUGGAAGAAAACUUGAGGAUGCCAGCCCCCAUCAGAUUGCGGGAGCUGAUCCGGACCAUCCGGACAGCCCGAACCCAAGCCGAAGAACGAGAAAUGAUCCAGAAAGAAUGUGCUGCAAUCCGGUCAUCUUUUAGAGAAGAAGAUAAUACAUACCGUUGUCGGAAUGUGGCAAAAUUGCUAUAUAUGCACAUGCUGGGCUACCCUGCUCACUUUGGACAGUUGGAGUGCCUCAAGCUUAUUGCCUCUCAAAAAUUCACAGACAAACGUAUUGGCUAUUUAGGGGCAAUGCUGCUGCUAGAUGAAAGGCAAGAUGUCCAUCUCCUCAUGACCAACUGUAUCAAGAACGAUCUUAAUCAUAGCACGCAAUUUGUACAGGGGCUAGCACUUUGUACCCUUGGCUGCAUGGGCUCCUCAGAGAUGUGCAGAGACCUUGCAGGAGAGGUAGAGAAACUCUUGAAAACCUCCAACUCUUACUUAAGAAAAAAGGCAGCACUGUGUGCUGUUCAUGUCAUCAGGAAGGUUCCUGAACUUAUGGAGAUGUUUUUACCAGCAACAAAAAAUUUAUUGAAUGAGAAGAACCAUGGUGUCCUUCACACAUCCGUAGUCCUCCUCACAGAAAUGUGUGAGCGAAGCCCAGACAUGCUUGCACAUUUUAGAAAGCUUGUGCCCCAACUAGUCCGAAUUCUAAAGAACCUCAUCAUGUCCGGAUAUUCACCAGAACAUGAUGUUUCUGGUAUCAGCGACCCCUUUUUGCAGGUACGAAUUUUGCGGUUAUUAAGAAUUUUAGGACGAAAUGAUGACGACUCAAGUGAAGCUAUGAAUGAUAUAUUAGCACAGGUUGCCACUAAUACAGAGACUAGUAAAAAUGUAGGAAAUGCUAUUCUUUAUGAAACAGUUUUGACUAUCAUGGAUAUUAAGUCAGAGAGUGGACUGCGAGUCCUAGCCAUAAAUAUCCUGGGUCGUUUCUUAUUGAACAAUGACAAAAAUAUUAGAUACGUAGCUCUCACGUCUUUGUUGAAAACCGUGCAGACAGAUCAUAAUGCCGUGCAGAGGCACAGAAGCACAAUUGUGGACUGUCUAAAAGAUUUGGAUGUUUCAAUAAAACGGCGUGCAAUGGAAUUGAGUUUCGCCCUGGUAAAUGGGAAUAAUGUCCGAGGCAUGAUGAAGGAAUUACUUUAUUUUCUGGAUUCGUGUGAGCCAGAGUUUAAAGCAGACUGUGCAUCUGGAAUCUUUCUUGCUGCAGAAAAGUAUGCACCUUCCAAACGGUGGCAUAUAGACACAAUUAUGCGUGUUUUAACAACGGCAGGAAGUUAUGUUCGUGAUGAUGCAGUCCCCAAUCUGAUCCAGUUAAUAACCAAUAGUGUGGAGAUUCAUGCCUAUACCGUCCAGCGCUUAUAUAAAGCAAUUCUGGGUGAUUAUUCUCAACAACCUUUGGUACAAGUAGCUGCAUGGUGUAUAGGUGAAUAUGGAGAUCUUCUUAUAUCUGGCCAGUGUGAAGAAGAAGAACCUAUACAGGUAACAGAGGAUGAAGUGUUGGAUAUUUUAGAAAGUGUCCUAAUCUCUAAUAUGUCCACCUCUGUAACACGAGGGUAUGCCCUCACUGCCAUUAUGAAGCUUUCUACUCGAUUCACCUGUACUGUAAACCGAAUUAAGAAAGUGGUUUCUAUCUAUGGAAGCAGCAUCGAUGUGGAACUCCAGCAGAGGGCAGUAGAAUAUAAUGCACUUUUUAAGAAAUAUGACCAUAUGAGGUCUGCCCUGCUUGAGAGAAUGCCAGUCAUGGAAAAAGUAACCACAAAUGGCCCUACUGAGAUUGUGCAGACAAAUGGCGAGACAGAACCAGCUCCACUGGAGACCAAACCACCACCCUCUGGGCCACAACCCAGCAGCCAGGCUAAUGAUUUAUUGGAUCUUUUGGGAGGAAAUGACAUAACACCUGUUAUUCCAACUGCACCUACAAGCAAACCUUCUGCUGGUGGAGAACUUCUUGACUUGCUGGGAGACAUCAGCCUUACAGGUGCUCCAGCUGUUGCUCCUGCCCCUGCCUCAGUCCCACAAAUAUCCCAGCCCCCCUUCUUGUUGGAUGGGCUUUCAUCACAGCCUCUCUUCAAUGACAUCACUUCAGGCAUCCCCUCCAUCACAGCAUACAGUAAGAAUGGCCUGAAGAUAGAAUUUACCUUUGAACGGUCAAACACCAACCCCAGUGUCACAGUGAUAACGAUACAGGCCUCCAACAGCACAGAGCUAGACAUGACGGACUUUGUUUUCCAGGCUGCAGUACCAAAGACAUUCCAGCUGCAGCUUCUGUCACCUAGCAGCAGCAUUGUCCCUGCAUUUAAUACAGGGACCAUCACACAAGUCAUUAAAGUUCUGAACCCUCAGAAGCAACAGCUCCGAAUGCGGAUCAAGCUCACAUAUAAUCACAAGGGCUCAGCCAUGCAAGAUCUAGCAGAGGUGAACAACUUUCCGCCUCAGUCCUGGCAAUGAAGGUCCAGCACCAAUUCUCAUUCUUACCCCACUCAAUCAAAGGGACUCUGGGAAGGAGGUUGUGAUCGCUGGCAAGUCCCCCCCAACUGUACCAUGGGCAUGAGGAGCCGAAGAGACUGUUGAGGAGGAUUUUCCUAAAGUUAUUGCUGACCUUGAAGCAUUGUUAAAGACUUAUCUCCUCUCCUCCACUGUUGAGGCCGGCUGCUUCUGGAGGCUACUUUGCACUCUUCUUCCUCUUCUCCUUUUCCACACUUCCCCACCCCUCAAAUUUACAGCCAGAAUCAACAUUCCCUGGGCCCCUGAGGAGAUGAGCAGCUGGUCUGGAGGAGAGGACUGGAAUUCAUGGCAAGAAAACACUCACUCUGUCUCUGCAGCAAAGAGUUGCCCCUUCUUUCUACUGUUGUUUCCCUGUGGACUGGGCGAAGUGGGGUAUUUAUUCCUCACUAGCUGGGUUACCAUCUUCAGGCGCUUUUUACAUCUGGCAUUCAGAAUGGAAAUGUAACAAUGGACAUUCAGGAGCCCUGCCUUUUUUUACUGGUUCCCCCAAUGUUUGAAAGAGGCAUUAGGCUCCUGGUAGCCUUUUCUGUGCAUUGUUGUAUACACACAGACACACACAUGUAUGUAUGUUUGUUAUCAAGAACUGGUCAGACCUUGAGAGGUUAUUUGUGAACACUGGACAGAUGCAGUAAAAAAGAGCUUUUGUUGAGAUUUGGCAUGAAGGAUAUGGUGCUCUAUUUGUAAUAGAAACUUCCAAGGCUCUUCCAGCUCCCCUUUCUCACCAUUCUUUAGCUGUAGUCACGAAUACUUUCCAUGAUUUUCAAAAUUUAUUCCCCUUAAAGUACAAAGUGGACAACUUCGAAAAGAUAAAUUAACAGUUAUUAAUGCCCCUAUUCCUACCACAAAUUAAAAAAUUUCUCCUAAGCCUGCUGAACUAUGGUAAAUGGGUGGAAAGUGGAGUUCACCAGUUUUAAAGAUCAGACUCCUUAACAAAAGUACCUUCGCCCAUAGGAAGAGUGAGUAUCAGACUCAACCUAGAGCAUACUGGAGUCAUCUUCUCCACUACACCAAACCUCCGUUUUUAUUUCCUGAGCCUGGCCUUGACCUUGGCAUUCCAUUUGAAUUCCUUCUUCUAACUGGAACAUUUGUGUUGUAUCUGUAACACUGGCACUGAAAUAAAGACCACACGGUUAAAGAAAUCUUUCCUAUAUUGUACUUUAUGAUGUUGGAAUGAGGCCUUGUAGCUUCCUUGCCCCCUAUGUCAGAGGAAGUCUUAUGGACACCAUAGGGUAGACAUAUCCUUUCCUGAGUCUGAGAAAUUGGUCUCUUAAGACAGACCAAUCUCAUGAACAUCUGCCCCAAAGACUUGAGGUCUGGAGCUUUUUAAACCAGUAGAAGUGCCGAGUGCAUCUUAGAAAGGAUCCUUGUGUCAUCAAACCUUAAAAUUGAGUUGCUGGAAUAAGGUAAAGAUGACUGUCCUGUGGCACAUGUUGAAUGUACUAUGCACAUUCAAGUAUACAGGCACCAUGUCUUAUAUACUAAAGAAGAAAGAAAAAGUGAGGUCCACCUUGCUCUUAAAAUAUUUGCAGCUAUUACUAUAUUAAGUACAGUAUAAUGACUUUGGCUUCAGUCUUAAACCUGAGUACAAAUACCCAUUUUUUCCUCCAUUCCACCAAGCCUUUACGUAAGAUCUUCAGUGUCUUGUCAAAUCCAGCUCUGUAUCAGAUGCUAGGCUGUUCUAAUAUUUGACAAACUGGAGUUGAACUGAAGGCUCCAAAGGGGAAACUUUCUGGUCUCACUGUAAGAGCAAGAUCUGCUAAAACUUACUCCACUGGGUAAAUGGUUGACUGAGUCCAGAACAGGAUAUUAUCCUCAUGCAUAGUUUUCAGUAAAGUGUGGACUAGUGUACAUUUAAGACAACUGCUUUGCCUGUGCAAUGAAAAAUAGCCUUUAAAGGUUUCUUUUCAGACUGAUUUCGUUGGAUGGAUACUUAAUGCUGUGAAACAUGAUAGAGUUAAUGUAGUAUUGGUGGAUUUCUUGAAUAGAAUUUUGUCUUAACAUUCCUCUUUGUGGUAGAGGCUUUAUUUUCUCUCAGUCUUUUCGGUUGAACUGAGUUGAAUCUCUGAAAUCUGAAGACCAUGCUAUAAGACAGUGCUGGCUAAUGGAGCUGGAUGGGAUCUGCUUUACUGACAGAGCAUCUCCUUGGUUGAUCGGAGUUUUGAGGUAGAAUUAUAUGAUCAUCCAUAGCUUUGUCUAGAAGGAAUAAAAUAUCAUGGCCUUAACACAAAGGGUGCUGCUUAGAACAUGAGUUGAUUUCAGACACUGAACCUGAGCACCAUACUGAAGGACUAGCAGCCAGAUAACUGCCUAGAAUACUGACGGUUGUGAAGACUGUUUAAAAUGAUUGGACCUUUGAAAGCUUCAGUGUGCCUUAGUUUCUAGGAUCAGAAUUAGUUCUCCUCUCACUUGGCCUUGCAGCUUAAAGGAGAAAUCUCUUAAUUGCUGUGAACACUUGCAUAUUUCAGUAAUUUCUUUCUUUAGUCUAAUCAUUCACAGGGCGAAAACAUGGAUACAGUUACAACUUCAAAGUCAUUAGGAGGAAAGGGUGAUUUUCAUGGCGAUUUUAGUAACCCAGGGUGAUAAGCAGUGAGCCUACGUACACACUUACUGCAACACGUUCAUAUGCACUUUUACCUCAUUGUUUCCUUCUUCCAGAGUAGUUUGUAUCCUAUUACCCCCAUACCACCCCACACCUUCGCAAUCCUAAAGGAGAAUUCAUCUAAGUAAUUUCAAAAAAACUGUAGGAAGGGUGCUCUCCCCUGGAGCUUCUCCCACAGUGCUCCGGUGCUGUUACCUUGAGGUGGUUUGCACAGUCAUGGAAUGUUUUAUGUUGUGUAUAGUGAUCAUCCGUUUAAAAAAAUAUUCCUCAAUGUUCUAUUUGGGCGGGGAUUCUUUCCUCUUGCUAGGUUAAAGUUGUGGUUCAUAUUCCUUGUUCCAUUUAUAUAUGAAAAGAGACUUUUAAAAUUGUUUAGCACUAACGAUUUGAACAUUUCCAUCUAUUACACAAUAUACUUUCCUUUUUUUGUCCUUUUAGAAGAGGUUGGAAGUUAGGGAGUACUGAUUUUAAGGUUCAACUUUGUAAUCUCAUACAUGGGAAAACAUUUGGGCCAUGAGAGCAAGGGGAAAGAAAGAGUUUGAAUGUGUAUAUUUUUCCGUGUGAACGUACUUUAACCCUGGUGUCCUAAACAGAGAGAGAUCUAGAGAGCAAAAAGAUGGAUAUUCAAGAAAUUUGUGGUUGGGAGAGGUUGCACAUGUCUGUAUACUCAUGAGUUUGGGAGUGGGGAGAAUCACUGAUGAGAGAAUUGCUCAGAAAGUCCUGAAGUUUAAAACGCUUUUGACCAGCUUUGGCUUGGGAAGGUGGGGCUGCUCCUAGAACUGGAUGUGAAUAACUCUUUGCAAGCAAUGCAGUAAGUAGGUUCCAUCUAUAGGUUCCAGGAUGUGGAACACAAACAGAAAAAAAAUGCUGAAGCAGCUUGCACAGCUGCUUCACAAACUUCUGCAAGGCCAAUCCUGGCUUCAAGAUGGAGCAUUCGAGGUUUAUUUUUGCUUGUUUCUUGUUCUUUUUUUUUUUUUUUUAAGAGCCUUCUGUUGAGCUGUGUGCGUGUGUGUGUGUGUGUGUUUUUCUUUUCUAUUUGGGGGCCUCAUGGGAAAGAGCUUCUGAGUUCUUCCUUCUGAACUCUCACUAUGUUCCCUUUAAGUUCCUUUUCUUUUAUGAUGUUGUAAGUUACAUUGAGCCCCAUCACAUCUUCUUUACUGUAAAAAUAUUAAAAGGCUGUUUCCAAGUGGGACGGCUAACGAAGUUCUAAUUAUUGCAGACAUAUUUUUGAGAUGUAAAAAAAAAUUUAAAUGAUAAGUCUUGGAGGCGAGUGAGGAAUAAAAUGGAUGUAAACAUUUACAUGGGAUGCAUUAGAAUUCUGCUGUGUGUAUUGUCUUUUGGUUGAAACAAAUUAUGAACAGUGACUAAUAAUAAAAAGUCAAUACUCAAUGAUUUAAAA